AUGAAAAAUCGUUUAUACGAUUACAUCUGCAUUUUCGUCGUGCUCGAGAUAUUACAAUUGUCAAUUGGUUACGCGAAAAUUAUCAGUGAUACUCGCAGAACAAAACCAGAGAUAUCUGUUGCUAAAACGUCACAAUUAAAAGAAGACACCAACUAUGCAAAAGAAAUAAAUUUGCAACACGAAGAGAAAAGUGAUAAUGAACUUGAAGAGGAUGGUACGUAUCACGACGAUACAAGUAAGCAACGUAAAAUUUUGAAGAAAGCUGCAAAUUUCAUGAGCUCCAACGACUUACAUCCAUCAAACGCUGAAGAAUCUUUCAAUCGUGACAAUGUACCCAGCUACCUUAACUCGCAACGCUCAAAUGAGGAUUUAGAAAAAACGGAAGAAGCGGAUGAAGAAGCGACAAAACGAAAACGCGAUAAAAAUGAAAAAGUGAGCAAUCUCAUCCGCUUAUCUCGAAACAUAAAUGAUGACUUCAACAGAUAUACCGAUCAGGAUGAGAGAUCGAGUUUGUACGACGAUUACGAGGCAAAAGACAUCGCAAAGCGUGGUGUUUUAAGCGGCUCAGAGGAUUACGAGGAAAUGGAAGACGACUUGUUAGGAAUAGAAGAUAUGGCUGCAGUGCAAGAAUUGACAAAUGAAGCCGAAAAGAGAGAAACACAGAAGGAUGCUCGGGUGAAAAGAGAUCAAGCGGAAAUUUCAGAAAUGCUUGAUAAAUCCAGAUCAAAUCUAGACAAUCCAAGAAAGUUAGAAGAAUCAAAAAUCACAGAAAAAAAUCCUUACUUGCGCGAAGUUUCUCGUACCGAAUUAUCGAAAAAUUUUAACGAAGCGUCUGCACCCAACACGAUCAAUAAUUUCGAAUUUAAGGACGUGAUAUCAAAGUUAAGCGAUUCUUCCAAAAUCCAAGGACCAGCAAACACAGUUGCUCUGCUCAAGAAAGACGAAUCAAACGCAGAAUACGAGAAACGCGUGGAAGAGGAAAUUCAACGGAAGAUUGAUUUGAUUAAGGAGGAAAUUGAACGAGAUAUUGAAGCGCAGCAACGAAUAAGAGACAUCGAAAACAAUAAUGCUAGAUUCGACGAAUUGCAGGAUCAAGAGCAUGAGGAUGAGGAAAGACAGAACUUCGAGAAUGAAUCAAUCAAAAAGCGGCAAACUAUAGCCAAGAGAUCUGUACAAGAGAUUGCUGAUGAUGCUAUCACUUCUUCUGAGAAAAGUGAGAAGAAACGAUCUUUGAAAAAAGAACAGAAUAAAAAACGGCAACAUCAAUCUAAUAAGAUCGGUAUAUCGGAUAUUUCAAAACAGAAUGGAAAUCUGAAAAGACAAGUCUUGACUGAUAAGCCUUCUGAGCAAGUUCCUUCGAAAGAGCUUUUCACGAAGAAACGCAAACGUGUUAGACAAAUUUUUUUGGUGAAUAACGAUCAGCUUCAGACAAAGAGAAGACAACUGAGAAGCUACUUGUUGCCAUCUGCUCAAGCAGUCGUCAGAUUCAAAGAUGAAUUAUUUAUGAAUCCCAAACUGAAUUCGUGUUUCCAUAUGGACAAUAGAAUGCUCGAAAAAUCUUCACCAGUUGGCAGCGAAGAUGAAAUUAACGAGGAAGAACAGAGCCCUACAGCAGAACAGUCAGAUUCUUUGGUACCUCUUAUUGGAAGUUCACAGGAAUUAAGUCCACGUUUAGAAAAAGAGUACAAAGAGGCCUUUGGUGGAUUGCAGAGUGAGCCUGGCAAUGCUCUAGCCAGAUUCAAGAGGGUCAAACGUGUGCUAACAAACGGUCCUAAUACAAUUUAAAAUUUUUAUUAAGGUGUACAAUGACAUAGAUUAAUCUUUUUAAUA
Molecule: messenger RNA, 1830 nt
Organism: Trachymyrmex cornetzi
Lineage: Eukaryota; Metazoa; Arthropoda; Insecta; Hymenoptera; Formicidae
Product: golgin subfamily B member 1
Exons: 3
Coding region: 1-1785 (594 amino acids)
Source: RefSeq, a predicted model, not a curated record